AUGACAGCGGUAGACGCGCAGUAUCCAGCGUGGUGCCAAGAUGACGAAGUUCCGGUAACGCAGGUGGAAUUGAAAGAUAUCUUUGAAGAUCUAACUGCAAAGUUCGGGUUCCAGCAAUCGUCGAAAGAAAAUAUGUUCCACCAUCUCCUGUCGCAGUUGGACUCGCGGGCCAGUCGAUCUUGUGCAGCAAGUGCACUUGUAUCGCUGCAUGCGUCUUAUGUGGGAGGCAAUGAGGCCAAUUUCAAGAAAUGGUAUUUUGCCGCGCAGCUCGAUCUCGACGAAGAAGUGGGGUUCCAGAACAUGAAGCUGCAUGGAAAGGCUCGAAAACACAAUUUGGAUCUUGCCAAGAAACGCGGUGUGUCCGUUGACGAACACCUCCAGAAAUGGAAAGAGGAAGAGGAAGAGUUCAUCAAGAGCCACCCCAAUGUGUCGAAUACACCGACAAAACUCAAAGACGACACAAACUACAGAAUAACAGCUUUAAAAUGGAAGAUGAAAAUGCGUCAAUUGGAGCCAGCACAAAUGGCCCGGCAGUUAGCGCUGUACUUUUUGUGCUGGGGCGAGGCGAAUCAAAUUAGAUACACUCCGGAGUGUCUGUGUUUCAUCUACAAGUGCGCGCUAGAUCACGAUUGCAGCACCGAAAGCGAAUGUCAAAAGUCAAAACCCGAAUACUCGUAUCUAAAUGAGAUCGUCACUCCCUUAUACCGUUUUUUACGGUCUCAAAUGUACAACGUGGAUUCUCAGAAUGGUAAAUUGAUCCGACUUGAAAAGGAUCAUAAGGACAUAAUAGGAUACGAUGACGUUAACCAGCUAUUUUGGUAUCCAGAAGGCAUCGAGAGACUUGUUCUUGAGUCAGGAGAACGAUUGAUCGACAAGCCAAGACAUGAAAGAUUCAAUGCCCUGAAGGACGUCCAAUGGUCAAAGGCCUUCUAUAAGACUUACAAGGAAACAAGAACAUGGAUGCAUUGUGCGACGAACUUCAACAGAAUCUGGAUUAUCCACCUGUCCACUUUCUGGUUUUUCACGUCCUUCAAUGCACCGACUCUGUACACCAAGGACUACGUUCAGCUGCUCGAUAAUCCACCAACACAGCAAGCCCGGCUUUCAGCCAUCGCUCUGGGUGGGACUGUUACCUGCGUGAUCCAGAUAAUAGCUACCAUUUUUGAAUGGAGCUUUGUGCCACGGAAAUGGCCGGGCGGUCAACACUUGACUAAAAGGAUGAUCGGGCUUUUAUUUUGUUUGGUUGUGAACAUUGCACCCUCCAUAUACGUGUUUGGAUUUUUCGAUCUUGAUGUUCAUUCGGGCCACGCUUACGUCGUCUCGAUAAUCCAGCUUACCAUAGCUGUUUUGACCACUUUGUUCUUCGCGAUUAGGCCCUUGGGCGGAAUUUUUGGCUCUUAUUUGCACAAGGGUCAAAAGAAAAGGCGUUACACCUCCUCACAAGUUUUCACAGCUCAAUUCCCCAAACUGACGGGUCGCAGCAAAUGGUUUUCGUGGGGUCUCUGGGUAUUUGUCUUUGUUGGCAAAUUCAUAGAAUCGUAUUUCUUCCUUACACUAUCCUUAAGAGACCCCAUACGCGUCCUAUCCAUCAUGGAUAUGAGCAGGUGCAGAGGAGACACAUUAGUGGGCACACAUCUUUGUCGACUACAACCGAAAAUCACACUAGGCAUUAUGAUCCUGACCGAUCUGGUUCUCUUUUUUCUCGAUACUUACUUGUGGUACAUCAUAUGCAACUGCAUAUUUUCUAUUAUUCUGUCGUUUUCAUUGGGUACCUCAAUUCUCACUCCUUGGAAGAAUAUCUACUCUAGACUUCCCAAGCGGAUUCACUCCAAGAUUUUGGCGACUUCCGAGAUGGACGUCAAAUACAAGCCGAAGAUUCUGGUAUCUCAGGUUUGGAAUGCCAUUGUAAUCUCGAUGUACAGAGAGCACUUGUUGUCAAUUGAGCAUGUCCAAAGACUUCUUUACCAGCAAGUUGAUUCAAUGACGCACGACAAACGAGCUUUAAAGUCGCCAACGUUCUUUGUAGCACAAGACGACUCCACUUUCAAAUCUAUGGAAUUUUUCCCCGAAAACUCUGAGGCAGAGCGCCGAAUAUCUUUCUUUGCGCAGUCACUGUCGACGCCUAUAGCAGAGCCGAUGCCAGUUGAGUGCAUGCCCACUUUUACCGUUUUAGUCCCACACUACUCCGAAAAGAUUUUGUUGUCAUUGAAGGAAAUCAUAAAAGAAGAGUCAACAAAAUCACGCAUUACUCUACUUGAAUACCUCAAACACCUUCAUCCUACGGAAUGGGACUGCUUUGUUCGUGACACCAAAUUAUUAUUUUUGGAAGGCGAUGCAGACCAAGACGACCCUGAACAUGACUCGGAGUCGUUAAAAGAAAGCCGCGAAGAUUCCACUAAGGACGCAGAUGACAGAUUUAAGUUCAUGCAGAGCAGAAUCAAAGACCUGCCGUAUUUUUGCAUGGGGUUUAGCAAAUCCAAUCCGCAAUAUACCUUGCGGACUAGAAUUUGGGCGUCACUGAGAUUCCAAACACUAUACAGAACAAUAACGGGAUUCAUGAACUAUAGUAAAGCGAUCAAACUGCUGUACAGAAUUGAAAAUCCAUCGAUGGUUCAGGCUUUCUUCACAAACUUUGAUGAUAUGGAGCGAGAAUUGGCCGCUCUGUCCAGAAGAAAGUUUAGAAUGGUUGUUGCAAUGCAAAGAUACUCAAGAUUUGAUAAGGACGAGAUGGAAGCGACAGAUUUGCUUUUGCAAGCAUAUCCUGAUAUGUGCAUUUCCUAUUUGGAGGAGACUACAGAAUUCAAUGGCGAGUCCAUAUUUUAUUCUUGUUUGAUCGACGGGCAUUGCCAAGUCGACAAUGUUACAGGUGCGAGGGUUCCAAUCUAUAGAGUUCGACUCUCAGGAAAUCCAAUUCUUGGUGAUGGGAAGUCAGACAAUCAAAAUCAUUCAUUGAUAUUUUAUCGUGGAGAAUACAUUCAGGUAAUCGACGCUAACCAGGACAAUUAUCUCGAGGAAUGCUUGAAAAUUAGGUCUCUGUUGAGUGAGUUCGAGGAGCUGGAAAUCGAUGGCGAAAGUCCCUAUGUCGCUGAUAUAGAUGACAGAGAAAAACGUGCACCCGUGGCUAUUGUAGGAGCGCGAGAGUAUAUUUUCUCCGAGAACAUUGGCGUGCUUGGUGACGUGGCGGCUGGAAAAGAGCAGACUUUUGGGACUCUUUUUGCGAGAACACUUGCUGAGAUCGGAGGAAAACUGCACUAUGGUCAUCCCGAUUUCUUGAAUGCUAUCUUCAUGACUACAAGAGGUGGAAUCUCAAAAGCUCAAAAAGGACUUCAUCUUAACGAAGAUAUUUACGCGGGUAUGAACGCAGUAUGCCGUGGAGGCCGAAUCAAACAUAGUGACUACUAUCAAUGUGGAAAGGGGCGUGAUUUGGGAUUUGAAUCUAUACUGAAUUUUACGACAAAAAUUGGGGCUGGCAUGGGCGAGCAAUUACUCUCACGGGAAUACUAUUACCUCGGUACCCAGCUUCCUAUCGAUCGCUUCCUCUCUUUCUUCUAUGCACACGCAGGGUUCCAUCUGAAUAACCUAUUCAUUACUCUGUCCGUCCAAAUCUUUUUUGUGCUUCUCAUUAACCUCGGAUCUCUUAAUCAUGAAACAAUAGCAUGUUCCUACAACAGAGACUUGCCAAUAACGGACCUGCAACAACCUAUUGGAUGCUACAAUAUAGAACCUGUACUCCACUGGGUGUCGAUUUUCGUCCUCUCUAUCUUCAUUGUUUUCUUCAUUGCAUUCGCUCCCCUAUUGAUACAGGAACUGCUCGAGAAGGGAGUCUGGAAGGCAAUCUCAAGAUUCCUACACCACUUACUCUCACUGGCAUCCUUCUUUGAGGUAUUUGUUUGCCAGAUAUACGCAAGUGCACUCCUCACAAAUGUCACAUUUGGCGGCGCGAGGUAUAUUUCGACUGGAAGAGGAUUCGCCAUAACAAGAUUAGACUUUUCUCAGCUCUAUUCCAAGUUUGCAUCAACUUCGAUCUAUUCGGGGGCCAAGAUUUUUCUAAUGUUGAUAUUUGCAACUGUUUCCAUGUGGCAGCCAGCUCUACUGUGGUUUUGGAUAACGGUCAUCUCCAUGUGUCUCGCGCCGUUUCUAUUCAAUCCGCACCAGUUUACAUUCACAGAUUUCUUUGUGGAUUACAGGAAUUUUAUUCAGUGGCUGUCUCGAGGCAACACGGCGUUUGACCCGACUUCAUGGGUAGAAUUCAUUAGAGGUUCGAGGGCAAGAUUCACGGGUUUCAAGGCCAAACUGAUUGAUGAUCCAUCCGAGAAAAGUGGGAAAGAGACGAAGAGGGCUACGUUUACAGACAUAUUCGUUGCGGAAAUCCUAGUUCCGGCAUGUGCCACUGCUCUAAGUCUGACUGCCUACACUUUUAGUAAUGCACAAACUGGUGUGACAUCAGCCAGACCAACAGCAGCAAUUGUUCGUCUUGGCAUUGUUACGUUUUUACCCAUCAUCGCGAACAUAACAAUGCUUCUUACAUGCUUUUCUCUCUCAUGUUUCGCCGCCCCUCUCCUAUCAUUGUGCUGCAAGAAAACGGGUGCAACAAUAGCUGCUACAGUGCAUGCUUUUUCUGUCGUAAUUCAUCUGGUAAACUUCGAGCUCAUGUGGUUACUAGAGGGGUGGAGUUUUGCUCGGGCACUACUCCUUUUGAUAACCUUCAUCAACUUUCAGGAGUUGUUGUUCAAGAUUUUUACCGUGUUUUUCCUAACAAGAGAGUACAAAAACAACAAGUCACAUCUAGCUUGGUGGUCUGGUAAGUGGUACAACACGGGCAUGGGGUGGUCGGUAGUGCUGCAACCUACACGAGAGCUCCUGGUAAAAACUAUUGAAUGCAGUCUUUUCGCCAGUGACUUUAUUUUAGGACAUAUGCUCAUGUUCGUGCAGCUUCCACUGGUGUGCUCACCUUUCGUGGAUCAAUGGCACUCGAUAAUUCUGUUUUGGAUGAAGCCAAGGAAUCUGGUCUCCAACAAGUUAGCCUAUACGAAGAAACAGAAACGAAAGAGAAGGCGCAUAGUUCAGAAGUAUUUUUUGCUACACUUCUCGAUUCUAUUGAUAUUUCUUGCACUAUUGAUAAGUCCGUUUUUUGUCGCGCAGUACAUGCCGCAAGGACCUGAGUUUUUCCAUGAGACCCACCUAGAGGGCCUAUUUCAGCCAUACGGCCAGGACAACAAUGACACGGGUUCGAAGGCUCCAGCCCAUAUCCUCACCACUUCACCCCCCAUGCCAACUUUCAGGACUGUUGCCUAG
Messenger RNA from Lachancea sp. 'fantastica', 5295 nucleotides. The record is from the annotation of a GenBank genome assembly. Lineage: Eukaryota; Fungi; Ascomycota; Saccharomycetes; Saccharomycetales; Saccharomycetaceae.